Penicillium subrubescens is the source of this 1485-nucleotide messenger RNA. Its product is annotated as arylsulfotransferase family protein. NCBI's taxonomy places the organism in Eukaryota, Fungi, Ascomycota, Eurotiomycetes, Eurotiales, Aspergillaceae. The transcript has a single exon. The record is from RefSeq and is a predicted model, not a curated record. The coding region runs from base 1 to 1485 and encodes 494 amino acids.
AUGGCUCGGUGGUGGUACACUGCUGGCAGCACUCUGCUGCUGUCGUCGCUGAGUGCGGCGGCUUGGCCAUACUCGACUUAUACUUCAAUGAACUUCCAACCACCUAAGCUGGAGGUCAACAAGACUGGCACCACCGAGGCGGGCUAUCUCUUCCUUGGUCCUCGUGGGGGCGUCCAGCCUGCUGGUCAGGCGGCUCUAAUCUACGACGACGAGGGCAACCUGGUCUAUGAAGGUCCCGAGGAGGUAACGGCCAACUUCCGUGUGCAACAGCUAAAUGGUGAAGAUGUUAUCACUUUUUGGUCCGGCACUAUGAUGGAUUUGGGCUUUGGUUACGGAGCUGUGCACAUCCUCGACAACACCUACAAAGAGAUUCACACAAUUACGUUGACCGGCGCCUUCGUCACUCCCGACAACGUGGCCAAGGACUCGUACAUUGACCUUCACGAGAGUCAUAUCACCUCCCGCAACACUCUCCUGGUGACUGCCUACAACGUGACCCAGCACGACCUGACCUCCCUCGGCGGCAAUUCUUCAGAGUGGAUGCUGGAUAGCCACUUCUACGAGAUCGACAUCUCCACUAAUCAGGUCCUUUACUCCUGGAGCGCUCUCGACCACGAGGACCAAAUUCCUCUCAACUCCUCGCACCAGAAGCUGGGCGCCGACGUCGGCUCCCAGGAGAAACCUUACGAUGCCUACCACAUCAACUCCAUAACCACGACCAACAACGGCUACCUCGUCUCCCUGCGCCAUAUGUGGUCUGGCUACCACAUCCUCCCCAACGGCAGCAUCGAAUGGCAACUGAGCGGCGCAAACGGUGGUGACUUUGCCCAGGUCGGCAGCGCCAACUUCAGCUGGCAGCAUGACAUGCGUGUGUACAAUGAGACUGAUGAGGACAUGGUCCUAAACCUGUUCAACAACGCCAAUACCCCGACUGACUCCGAGACUCCAACCACUGGCAUCAGCCUCUCCAUCGACCUGGUCAACAAGAAGGUCACUAGCCUACGCUCCCUGACUGACCCGAACGACCCCAUCCACUCAGUUAGCCAGGGCAGCUAUCAGCUACUUAACGAGGCUGAUGGACACGUCUUCAUGGACUACGGCUCUAUCUCCAAAGUCAAGGAGUUUGACGGUGACGGCAACGUCGUGUUCAGCGCGCAAUUCGGCCCGGACAAUGCCAUCGCAUCGUACCGCGGUUACCGCUGCCAAUGGAGCGCUGUUCCAUUCUGGAAGCCCUCGUUGACGGUCCAAAAGACCAGCGAAGGUGCUUCUGUAUAUAUGAGUUGGAAUGGUGCCACCGACUAUGAUAACUGGGUGGUGUACUCGGCUGCCUCAGCGAACGCGGUUAACGGGACGCAGAUUGAUAUUGCGCAACGAACUGGCUUCGAGACCGUGGUUAGUGUUGAUAGUCCACCUACUAACUAUAUUCAGGUUGCUGCCCGUCAGGGUACAAAGGUUCUUGGGACUUCUGAGAUUUUCUCUUUCUAA